Clarias gariepinus (North African catfish) is the source of this 1741-nucleotide messenger RNA. RefSeq names its product glycerol-3-phosphate dehydrogenase 1b (gene gpd1b). Gene Ontology annotation, molecular function: protein homodimerization activity; glycerol-3-phosphate dehydrogenase [NAD(P)+] activity; NAD binding. Gene Ontology annotation, biological process: carbohydrate metabolic process; glycerol-3-phosphate catabolic process. Lineage: Eukaryota; Metazoa; Chordata; Actinopteri; Siluriformes; Clariidae. Gene Ontology annotation, cellular component: cytosol; glycerol-3-phosphate dehydrogenase (FAD) complex. The transcript has 8 exons. Bases 53 to 1105 code for a protein of 350 amino acids. The record is from RefSeq and is a predicted model, not a curated record.
UUGAAGCGCGCAGCAGCUCCUCCGAACAGCCUGGAAGCUCCAACACUACACCAUGGCACCUAAGAAAGUCUGUCUUAUCGGCUCUGGUAACUGGGGUUCUGCCAUUGCCAAGAUCGUGGGCACCAACACCACUAAGUAUGCCACAUUCGAGGACACAGUGAACAUGUGGGUGUUUGAAGAAACGGUGAACGGACGCAAACUCACAGAAAUUAUCAACACUGAGCAUGAGAAUGUCAAAUACCUGCCAGGACACAAGCUUCCCCCUAAUGUGGUGGCUAUUCCUGAUCUAGUAGAAGCUGUGAAAGGGGCGGACAUUCUUAUCUUUGUAAUCCCACACCAGUUUGUCAAGAAAACAUGUGACACAAUCAAAGGUCAUAUCAAGUCGGAUGCAGUGGGAAUGUCCCUGAUCAAGGGUGUUGAUGAGGGUCCAGAAGGUUUAAAACUAAUUUCUGAUGUCAUCAAGGAGAAGCUGGGUAUCACCAUGACCGUGCUAAUGGGAGCCAACCUGGCCAAUGAGGUGGCUGAUGGCAAAUUCUGUGAGACCACUAUUGGGUGUAAAAGCAAAGAACAUGGUUCACUGCUAAAGCAACUCAUGCAGACACCAAACUUCCGGGUUACUGUCGUGGAAGAGUCAGAUGUUGUGGAGAUUUGUGGAGCUUUGAAGAACAUUGUGGCAGUUGGUGCAGGCUUCUGUGAUGGUCUUGGCUUUGGUGAUAACACCAAGGCGGCAGUAAUCCGUUUGGGUCUAAUGGAGAUGAUUGCAUUUGCAAGAAUCUUCUGCACAGCCAGUACGGUCUCCCCCGCCACCUUCCUGGAGAGCUGUGGUGUCGCUGACCUCAUCACCACCUGCUACGGGGGACGCAACCGUAAAGUCGGUGAGGCUUUUGCCAAAACCGGCAAGUCAAUUGAAGAGCUGGAGAAGGAAAUGCUGAAUGGCCAGAAGCUUCAGGGUCCAGCCACUGCAGCUGAAGUCAACCACAUUCUUAAGCACAAAAACAUGGUGGACAAAUUUCCUCUGUUCAAUGCAGUGUAUCAGAUCUGCUUCCAGGGCCAUCCAGUGAAAGAGUUCAUCAGCUGCUUGCAGAAUCACCCAGAACACAUGUAACUCAUUGACCAACCUGAAGUGCGACGGGAUUAGUCUAGCGAAACAGAUACUACUAAUCUAGAGAGAGGGAGAUGGUGCUGUCUUCACUGUGCCUAUAUUUCUUACUGAUGGAAAAAGAAUCUGAUCUAGGGCUAAUCUGAGGAUGUCCUUGCCAAGCUUCGUUUCAAAAUGCCACACCUCGAAAAAGCCUUAAGUCAUCAUUCUACAACAUUGAGAUCACACUGCUUGUGUUGUUAAGGAUGUCUGAUUUUAACCUUAAGCUAAGUUUUUUUUUUUUGUUGUAAACGUCAGAUGUAUGUCCUAACUGUCUUCAUGUACAGUAACUGCUCUUGAGUGAGUACAGUAGGCUGGACUGUAACAAUUGUGUGUGUGUGUGCUAACAAAAUCUUAGAAAAUUUAAAUUAAAAGUGCCUUAACUGGGUUUUACCUGAAUAUUCAUACUGUUUAGACUUUUGUUUUUUGUUAAAAAGAAAACUCCCAAAUACUUGUACACUCUAAUACAAUAAGUACAUCCUGUCUUUACAAUCCAGCCUGCCUCCAAACAAGACAUACUGUCAUUUUAAAAUAAAUUAUUUGAACUGAAUCCUUAACAGUAUGUUUGUGCGAACUUUGUAGUAACAAAUGAACAUAAAUGAA